CCGCCCGCCCCGGCCGCCCGCCCGCCCCGCCCGCGCGCCCGCCGCCCCCGGCCCCCCGGGUCCCCCCUCGGCCGGGCAGCCCCCAAUCCCGCGCCGCCCGGACCCCCUCCUCUUCCCUCCCUCCUCCCCCCGCCCCCUCCCCGCGGGACUCCGGCGUCCCCCCCCCCCAGUCCUCCCCUCCCCUCCAGCAUGGUGCUCGCGGCCCCGCUGCUGCUGGGCUUCCUGCUCCUCGCCCUGGAGCUGCGGCCCCGGGGGGAGGCGGCCGAGGGCCCCGCGGCGGCGGCGGCGGCGGCGGCGGCGGCGGCGGCGGCGGCAGGGGUCGUGGGGGAGCGCUCCAGCCGGCCAGCCGCGUCCGUAGCGCCCGAGCCGGACGGCUGCCCCGUGUGCGUGUGGCGGCAGCACAGCCGCGAGCUGCGCCUGGAGAGCAUCAAGUCGCAGAUCUUGAGCAAACUGCGGCUCAAGGAGGCGCCCAACAUCAGCCGCGAGGUGGUGAAGCAGCUGCUGCCCAAGGCGCCGCCGCUGCAGCAGAUCCUGGACCUACACGACUUCCAGGGCGACGCGCUGCAGCCCGAGGACUUCCUGGAGGAGGACGAGUACCACGCCACUACCGAGACCAUCAUUAGCAUGGCCCAGGAAACGGACCCAGCAGUACAGACAGAUGGCAGCCCUCUCUGCUGCCAUUUUCACUUCAGCCCCAAGGUGAUGUUCACAAAGGUACUGAAGGCCCAGCUGUGGGUGUACCUACGGCCUGUACCCCGCCCAGCCACAGUCUACCUGCAGAUCUUGCGUCUAAAACCCCUAACUGGGGAAGGGACCGCAGGGGGAGGGGGCGGAAGCCGGCGUCACAUCCGUAUCCGCUCACUGAAGAUAGAGCUGCACUCACGCUCAGGCCAUUGGCAGAGCAUCGACUUCAAGCAAGUGCUACACAGCUGGUUCCGCCAGCCACAGAGCAACUGGGGCAUCGAGAUCAACGCCUUUGAUCCCAGUGGCACAGACCUGGCUGUCACCUCUCUGGGGCCGGGAGCUGAGGGGCUGCAUCCUUUCAUGGAGCUUCGAGUCCUAGAGAACACAAAACGUUCCCGACGGAACCUGGGUCUGGACUGCGACGAGCACUCAAGUGAGUCCCGCUGCUGCCGAUAUCCCCUCACAGUGGACUUUGAGGCUUUCGGCUGGGACUGGAUCAUCGCACCUAAGCGCUACAAAGCCAACUACUGCUCCGGCCAGUGCGAGUACAUGUUCAUGCAAAAAUAUCCACAUACCCACUUGGUGCAACAGGCCAAUCCAAGAGGCUCUGCUGGGCCUUGUUGUACCCCCACCAAGAUGUCCCCAAUCAACAUGCUCUACUUCAAUGACAAGCAGCAGAUUAUCUACGGCAAGAUCCCUGGCAUGGUGGUGGAUCGCUGUGGCUGCUCUUAAGGUGGGGGAUAAAGGAUGCCUCCCCACAGACCCUACCCCAAGACCCCAGCCCUGUCCCCAUCCGCCCCAAGCCCUAGAGUUCCCUCCACUCUUCCCGUGAACAUCACACCUUGUUCCCUGACCAAGCAGUGUGCAAUACAACAGAGAGAGGCAGGUGGGAAUUGAGGGGUGAGGGGUUUGGGGGAAAGGGGAAGGAGGGGCAUAGUCAGGGUGGGAGUGUUUGAAGUUUGCAAAUGAGAAGGUUUGACCAGAAGACAGAGAGAUGUAGAGACAGAGGGAUAGAGACAGAGGAGCAAAAAGAGCAGCAGUGAGAAGGCAAAGAGAGAGAGAAGAGACAGACUAGGCAGAGACAAAACACUGAGAGAGACUGAAAUGGAGUAAUAAAUGAAAGCCCCACACCAAGCCUCCUUUCUUCCACUGGCAAGGUGAAGGGCUUGGUAUAGUUUGGGGAGAUUCCCUGACUACUCGUAGGAGAAGAAAUCAAAAAUCCAUUCUUUCUUCCUUCUCUUCCUCCAACAGUGGCCAGAGGAAGGGAAGUAAGGGCAGGGGCAAAAGGAUUUGGGAAUUUUUAUUUAUUUAUUUAUUGUGACUUUUCAUUUUUUUUGGUAUUUGGCUUUACUGGAAUAGGAGGGCCCCUGCCCACUGUGCCCCAUUUAUCCCUUAUUCCCCAAACCUUGCACUCCCCAACACCUGCCCACUUAAGCACUUGUAUAAAGCCUCCAGGGUUGGGAAUGGGAGUAAAGGGCAAGAGGGCUGACACAUGGAAGUUUCUAACCCAUAAUCACCCUAACUCAAACCUUUUCUGAGCCAAAUGAGUUGAAUUGAAGCCACUUGUCAUGGAAAUAGUAAGAGGUUAGGGUUGAAGAGCUGGGGAUGCAGGAUGGGAGAGAACCCUCAACAUCCAGGAUCUAUAUGAGAGCUACUUUAAACCCCAAGGCCUACCCUCAUGAUACUGAGUUAUUUAGCCAGAGGGUACAGCCUGUUUAUGCCCAAAUUCCCUCAGCCAAGAGAGAGACCAAAGAGCCUCUGGAAUGGCCCUGCUCCCAGCCUCUAUCUUCAGGUCAGUAAGAAAGUAUAGAGACCCCAGAGUCCCCUGGGUAUGGGAAGCGAUAGGAGGGGUCAAGAAAGGAGCAGUAAGGAGGCUGAAGGUUACAGGGCAUUUGAAUCCAAAUCACUGCUCUGGGCUAGGGAAUAGAGCCAGCAGACCAAGGUGGGAGGGAUUCUGGAAGGGGGACAUUUUCGUCCCCUAAUCCCAAAGCUCAGGGUGGAAGAAGGAAGAACAAGGAAGCAGAGCGUAUAAUUAUUUUUUCCUUUUAUUUUUGGAAUCUAACAGUACCUGGCAGCAGGGAGGGGAAAGUACAGUGGGGAAAAGCAUCUGACAAGGCCAGUUAGAACAGAGGAUGGGACGGAUGGGAGACUCUUGGGUUUGGAAGGCUAGGAAGCAGGCAGAGACUGGUUGCCAUUUCAAGUCACUAGCUAGGGCCAUUCAUUCCUUUCACAAUCCUGACCCAUUCUCCUCUGGACUCACUGUGCCUCAGUUUCUUCCCCUCAAUGGAAUGAGAAAUAGCAGCACCCGCCACAGCCAAGAGAUGAAUUCUGAGCACUUACCACGGGCACUUUAUGGACAUAAAAUACCUCUCGCUGUGGGACAGAUAACCAGGGCACCAGAGUAGUGGUGAAGAGAUGUGAGGCUUAAGAGGAGUCACAGGCUUCAGAGUACAAGUUCCCCUCUGCCUCCCAGCUGGACAGUGCCUAGAAGCCAAGGAGUUGAGAAUCUCCUGAUCCACACCCUACCCUUACUUUCCCACCAGGCCUCUUGGCUCCAGGCAAGAGCUUAGAGGAUGUCAGGAGAGGUGGGGGUAAGAACCUUCAGCAAAACUGUCACUCUAAGUAAAGCCAGCAGUUACGGGUCUGAUAAAAACAGUACUGAACUAAAGUAAAGCCCAAGCUGGUGAGCAAACCUGGAUGGCUCAUUCUUCCCAAGAGCAUGACUCUCCCCCUUGGCCAGUUGGUGGAAGGGGCAAAGGUACGUCACCACCCUUGAGAAGGUGAUGUUGGUGAGCUUUAACAUCUUACUCCUAUUCUUAUAUUGAGAACGUGAAACAAGAUGUUUCAAUAGAGGAAUGGGCAGGGACUGUUAGGCUUUUCAGCUUGCCUUCUCCCAUGUAGCAGCUAUGAUAACCCCAAGCCUCUCUGGCCGUUCUUCAUCCUUCUGCCCGAAUUCUGGAGAACAAGACACACUGGCCAUCAACACCACUCACAUUUUCUUGGUGGAAGGAAAGGAACAGAGAAGAACAGAUGAUAUCUCCCUCCAAGGUCAAAUGCCUUGUGAUCUUGGCACAGAGUAGCAGUUGGGCAAUAAGCAUCAGGUAUCUUCCCUCUACAGAUUCUAGAGAACUGGGGCAUUAAAUAUGGGGGACACUUAGAAUACUGCCCCAUUAAUACCACCAAAUAAAGACCUUUGUGUGUGUGUCGGGGGGGGGUCUUUCUCUUAUGAACAUAAAUCUGUGAGCUAAAGUCUCAUUCCCCUGUUCCUCCCUACCCCCAAAGAGGCAUGGAGUCUAGGGGUGUGGGGGGCACAGCUCAGCAACCCAGUGGGAGUUAGCACCCCCUCCCACCUUAUGAUGUGUGUAGACUUGGCCAGUGCCCCUCUGAACAUAUAAUUGUUAGUGUAAUUAUCAUUUACUUUGUGUAUUUGUUACAUUGUGUGUGUGACAGCCUUUGUUAAAGGUGUCUGAGUAGUAUGAAGCUGACGGGCAUUGGAAUGCCGGGAAAGAACUUCUUCAAUUGAGAUCAAGGCUUCCUGGAGGGAACCACUGCAAAAAGGCCAUCAGGCAGUUUUCAAGUUAUGUGACAGAGGGCAAAGAUGGCCAUAGGGUGCUCUGAGUUUUGGGAUGGUCACAUGACAAAAUCCAGCACUUGAACCUGAAAAAAAAAAUAAAAGUGGUCAAAGAGUUUAGAAUUCA
Messenger RNA from Callithrix jacchus (white-tufted-ear marmoset), 4382 nucleotides. It is a transcript of the gene GDF11, whose product is annotated as growth differentiation factor 11. Gene Ontology annotation, molecular function: growth factor activity; cytokine activity. The record is from RefSeq and is a predicted model, not a curated record. Lineage: Eukaryota; Metazoa; Chordata; Mammalia; Primates; Cebidae. Gene Ontology annotation, cellular component: extracellular region.